AUGAAGGAGCAACAAUUGCCAGGAAAACUGGAUCCUGAUCUUUUAAAACUGAGAGGUAUUUCUCCAGGGCCUCUUUAUGGAAAGAUCAAGAACGGAGAAACAGUCACAGCUCCUGACGGCAGCCUGGUGAUGCCUGCAGAUGUCCUGGGACCACCACGUCCUGGCCGUAAAGUUGUUAUACUUGGGGAUACAUGUGACUCAUCAAGGAUUAUGGACUUGGCUUUUGAUGCAGAUAUAGUUGUUCAUGAAGCUACUCUUGAAAAUGAACUGAUGGAAACAUGCAUAGAUCAUGGUCAUUCAACUCCAGGUAUUUUAAUUGAUUUAUUUAUCACUAAUGAUGCUCUUCAAGAUUUAAUUCAAUAUCAAUACUUGAAGGCAGAAUUCUAG
Molecule: messenger RNA, 387 nt
Organism: Orbicella faveolata
Lineage: Eukaryota; Metazoa; Cnidaria; Anthozoa; Scleractinia; Merulinidae
Product: ribonuclease BN-like
Source: RefSeq, a predicted model, not a curated record